UGUGGUUUCAAAGCUGCAGCUGGCCUCUGCCCGGGGACUAGAUUACAGCCCCCUCCCCAUGGCCUCGCCCUGCUCACCUUCCCCCUCCUCCUCUGUAUCGCUUCCCCUCCACCCUUUGUCACCUUUGGCCAUGCAGCCUCACCUGGAAGCAGGGCCACAUGAGGGUGGUAAAAAUAACUCCCUGUGACAAUGUGUGAAGGGGCAGGGGAAGGAGGGAGGCCAAGCCCAGCACUGGGCAAGGGCCCCGGGAGGGUUCACUCCUCACACGUUACCUCAGUCACCGGCUCUGCUGCCCAGGCGCACUCCGGCACCACUGCAGCCUCUGCAGCCACCCAAGCCUGCACAGUAGCUCUCAGAGGGUCCCCUGGGUGCAAUCAGUGAUGCCUCUUGGUCCUGGCUCAGAGACCGGGCGUGCCGCCCCCAUCGAGAGUCCCGAUGCAUGCCUCUGAGCCCCUGCCCCAUGCCCAGGCCCCCAUGGCGGGCACAGUGGCAGCGGGCAGGCGGCGGCCCCCCCGGGUCAGCAUGCAGGAGCACAUGGCCAUCGAUGUGAGCCCAGGCCCCAUCCGGCCCAUCCACCUGAUUUCCGACUACUUCCCGCACUUCUACCCCUUUGCCGAGCAUGCCCUGCGCACCCCGAACCUUCGAGCCACAGCAGCUGCCGCCAUCAGCUCCACACUCCAGCUGCAGCCUGACCCGGAGCCAGAGGGGGACUCAGACAACAGCACUGCCCUGGGCACCCUGGAGUUCACGCUUCUUUUUGAUGCGGACAACAGCGCCCUGCACUGCACGGCUCAUCGUGCCAAGGGCCUCAAGCCACCGGCCUCGGGCUCCAUGGACACCUAUGUCAAAGCCAAUCUGCUGCCAGGGGCCAGCAAGGCCAGCCAGCUUCGGACACGCACCGUUCGGGGCACGAGGGGACCUGUCUGGGAGGAGACACUCACCUAUCACGGCUUCACCCCCCAGGAUGCUGCACGCAAGACCCUGCGGCUGUGUGUGUGCGAGGACCCACGGCUGCGGCGACGGCGGCGGGCGCCUCCCCUGGGGGAGCUGCGGGUGCCCCUGAGGAAGCUGGUGCCCAACCGAGCCAGGAGCUUUGACAUCUGUCUGGAGAAGCGGAGGCUGACCAAGAGACCCAAGAGCCUGGACACAGCCCGUGGCAUGUCCCUGUAUGAGGAGGAGGUAGAGGUGGCUGGUGAGGAACGCGGGCGCAUCCUGCUGUCACUGUGCUACAGCUCUCAGCGGGGUGGCCUGCUGGUGGGUGUGCUGCGCUGCGCCCACCUGGCCCCCAUGGAUGCCAACGGCUACUCGGAUCCCUUCGUCCGCCUUUUCCUGCAUCCAAACGUGGGGAAGAAAUCCAAAUAUAAGACCAGCGUUCGGAAGAAGACCCUGAACCCUGAGUUCAACGAGGAAUUCUUCUACGCAGGCCCACGGGAGGAGCUGGCCCAGAAGACGCUGCUGGUGUCUGUGUGGGACUAUGACCUGGGCACAGCCAACGACUUCAUUGGUGGGGUGCAGCUGGGCAGCCGUGCCAGUGGGGAGUGCCUGCGACAUUGGCGCGAGUGCCUGGGCCACAGCGACUGCCGGCUGGAGCUGUGGCACCCACUGGACGGCAAGCCCCUCCAGUUUAGUGACUAGCCUGGCUGGGCCCUGCUUGCUGCCCCUCCCCCACAGCUGCCCACACUGUCCCUACAGAGCUGGUACAGCCUGGGGCUGCUUCACCCACUGUGCCCAGCCCCCAGACAAACGGGUGUUUCCUGUCUCCCCUCUUUCACAUUCACCCCACCCCAAAUCACGAAGCUUAAAUAAACAUGUUCUUCAAGCCA
Lemur catta (Ring-tailed lemur) is the source of this 1823-nucleotide messenger RNA. Its product is annotated as double C2-like domain-containing protein gamma. The transcript is spliced from 11 exons. Gene Ontology annotation, cellular component: membrane. The record is from RefSeq and is a predicted model, not a curated record. The coding region runs from base 436 to 1635 and encodes 399 amino acids. Lineage: Eukaryota; Metazoa; Chordata; Mammalia; Primates; Lemuridae.